Messenger RNA from Salarias fasciatus (jewelled blenny), 5577 nucleotides. RefSeq names its product polyhomeotic homolog 2b (Drosophila) (gene phc2b). Gene Ontology annotation, cellular component: PRC1 complex; nucleus. Gene Ontology annotation, molecular function: chromatin binding; zinc ion binding; histone binding. Bases 162 to 2825 code for a protein of 887 amino acids. The record is from RefSeq and is a predicted model, not a curated record. The transcript has 15 exons. Gene Ontology annotation, biological process: negative regulation of DNA-templated transcription. NCBI's taxonomy places the organism in Eukaryota, Metazoa, Chordata, Actinopteri, Blenniiformes, Blenniidae.
UGGGCACAGCGAGCCACCGUCCAGAAACGGUGUAGAAUAUCAGUAGCGACGCUGAGGAAGAGCGGCCAGAAAGACCAGCGACGCUUCCAGGUGCACGCUAACGGCACAGGAGAGCCAUUCAGAAGAGCCGGGGGUCAAAGGUGAGAAGAGCAGAGGGCACCAUGGAGAGUGAGCCGGGGGCCCCUGCUUCCACGGCAGGCAGCAGCGGGACCACGUCCACCCCCUCCACCACCAGCUCCUCCAGCACCACAGCCGCCAGCAGCAGCACUGCUUCAAGCGCCACGACUGCUACUGCUACUCCGACUACUACCACUUCUACUUCCACUAGUAAUAGCAGUAGCAGCAGUAGCGGUAACACGAGCAGCAGUUCCGUGAGCACUACUGCAGCGGGAAGACAGGCCGUGCCUCAGAUAUCUGUUUACAGUGGAAUACCUGAUCGACAGACGGUGCAGGUGUUCCAGCAGGCUUUACACAGACAGCCUAACACAGCAGCACAGUACCUGCAGCAGAUGUACGCAGCUCAGCAGCAGCAUCUCAUGCUGCAAACCGCCGCCCUGCAGCAGCAGCACAGCCUCAGCACCGCUCAGCUCCAGAGCUUGGCUGCAGUACAGCAGGCCAGUAUUGCAGCUGGCAGGCAAAGCACUUCACAAAAUGGCACUUCAUCUCAGCAAACAGGAUCAACUCAGGCCACAAUCAACCUGACCACCACCCCUGCGGCGGCUCAGCUGAUCAGCCGGGCCCAGAGCAUUAGUUCCACUCCCACUAGUAUUUCCCAGCAGGCUGUUCUGCUGGGCAGCCCAUCCAGCCCCACUCUCACAGCUAGUCAGGCACAGAUGUACCUGCAUGCACAGAUGGCACAGCAGAGUAACCUGGUCCAGGUGGCCAGGAGCCUGGGUCGGGCCGUCCCACUGUCCUCACAGCUCAUCUUCACCCCAGCUGCCACCGUGACUGCAGUGCAGUCGGAGAGCUCCACGCAGGCUUCGUCUCAGAAUCAAGUCCAGAACCUGGCCAUCCGCGGCCAGCAGGGGGCGACAACGUCCUCCUCUCAGACUCAGACCCUGCAGGCUCUCAGUCUCAAGCAGAGCCCUGUGCCCAUUCAGCCCGCCUCGCUGGUCAAGAGCUCCAGCCAAGGGAGCCAGACCUCCGCAGGGGGCAAGUCCAGCUCGUCUGACAGCCCGUCCGAAGGAGGGAAGAAGGGAGACCCCGCAGCGGUCACGGAAGUCCGGGCGAUAAACAUGAGUCGCAGUGUCACGGCUGUCAGUGCCCAGCCACUCAUUGCUCCAGCCUACACCCAGAUUCAGCCUCAUUCGCUGGUUCAGCAGCACAAGCAGCAGCAGUUCGUGGUCCAGCAGAGCCAAGGUUCCCAGAGGACGACGGGCCAGCUGCUGCAGACGGCCUCCAUUCAGCCGUCGCCGCACCCGGUCCCGGUGCUGCCCAAGCCCGCUCCUCACCAGCCCUCCGCCCCCAGCCAGCAGGCCACCAUCUUUCACUCCACCAUCAGCCCCCAUGCCAUCCACUCCUCCCUCAACCAUGCCAAAGCUCAGCCCGUCCAGCUCACCGCCAUCAACCUGCAGAUACAGCCAACAGCGUCUCGGUUGGUUCAGGAAUGUAAAGAUAAGCCAACCUCGCUGGUGGUCAGAGAAACAUGUCAGACCUCUUCCACGACACAACAGCAGCAGCAGCAACAGCAACAGCCACCACAAACACAGGCUGCACGUCCCCCAUCGCAACCCCCCAAGCCUGUAGAGCAGCCCAAGGUCGACCCUGCCACACCAGCUGUUCAGCCACAAGGAGGGAGCUCAAAGAGGCCAAGCGCGACAGCGGCCACCCCACCUCUCGCCAUGACCUCAGGAAAUGAGAACGAGGCGCCCACCGUGCCGGGCAGCACGCCACAGAACGGAGAAAACAAACCGCCUCAGGCCAUCGUCAAGCCGCAGGUCCUCACGCACGUCAUCGAAGGCUUUGUCAUCCAGGAGGGAGCGGAGCCCUUCCCCGUGUGUGUGGAGCGUCUGCCUAUUCUCAUCGACAGCCCAAAGAAGCUGGACCAUCAGCUCUCCUCGGAUCCUGACAGAACUCCAGUCAGCAACGCAGCAAACAGCGACUCCGAGGCCGACGACAUGCACCAACCAGAGAAAGAACCGAUGCUGACUUGUGAAUACUGCGGCGGGGUCAACGUGGCGUCUGCGUUCAAGGGCUCUAAGCGGUUCUGCUCAGUGGCUUGUGCGAAGAGGUACAACGUGGGCUGCACAAAGCGUAUUGGACUUUUCCGUCCAGAGAGGACCAAACCGACCAAUCGCUGGCGUCGGAGAUCUCAGGGUCGCCCCAGCAUAGAGGCGAAAAAACAGAAGCUGUCGCCUUCGCCGCAGCAGACUCAGGGCGGGUUCGUUUCCUCCCCUCACCCCUCGCAGCCCAGCCAGGAGGAGUCCAGCCCCUGUUCGGACAUGUCCAGCUACGAGGAGCCUCCGUCGCCGCUGUCCGCCGCCAGCUCAGGACCCCUCGCCCCAAAUCCCGCCGCCGUCCACGUCCCCGUCCACCGGCAGCCGAGCAGGGCGUCGGAUCAGGAAGGCUGCACGGACAGAGAUCCACAGUCGCUCUGCCAGCGCUUCGUACCCAACGACCCCACCAGGUGGAACGUGGAGGAAGUUUACGAGUUCAUCCGGUCACUGCCAGGGUGUCAGGAGAUAGCAGACGAGUUUCGCUCUCAGGAAAUCGACGGACAGGCCCUGCUCCUGUUGAAGGAGGACCACCUGAUGAGCACCAUGAACAUUAAGCUGGGACCUGCGCUCAAGAUCUUUGCACGCAUCAACAUGCUCAAAGAUUCAUAGCAGGAAAGUGUGCGUGUGUGUAUAUGUGUGUGUGCGUGUAUGUGGAAAGACUGUAGCACUUACAGUACAGAGUACUGACUGCACUGUGAUCUGGCCUUCUCUGCAUCUCCGGACUGGUUUCGUUUGAUACAGAAACUCACUCGAGCUUGACUUCAGCCCUUGAAUAGAUGAUACUCUCCUAAAAUCAAGCCAAUCACAUAAUGAUCAGUGAUGUUUACUCCCAGGAUUGUUUUUGUUCUUAUUCAUUUUAACUGGAUAAUGAAGGUCUCUGAUAAUGGAGCCUGCAGUGUAGAGAGGGAAAUGGUAUCCCUUGGUUUACACCAGGUGUAGCUGCACUGCAGCUCUUCUCCAUCACGACUUCAGCAGCUCACACCAGUUGUUUACCAGUUGACAUUUCUUUGAUUCCCCCCUCCCAAACUUUUGUUCCUCUACUCUUUUGUCGUAAGUUAUAAUCUACCAGUCAAUUAAUGAAAUACAACUUGCUGCCAAAACAAGAUUUAUUUGGUGAAUGACCAGAUUCUCAAUGCUUUUUUUUUUUUUUUUUUUGUGGGAACGUACCGCCUGGAACUUCCUCUGCAUCUUGAUGUGGCUCCUGUCAAAAAUAGACCUGCUGUGAAAUGACUGUGGAGGAGAGCGUCUGGAACAGGGUUGAAAUGCACACUGCCGUGCCUGGUGUGAACUCGACUCACUCGAGCAUCGUCUCGAGCGGCCGCAACACCCUCGGUAAUGAUGCCCAUGCUGUGCCUGGUGUCAAUUAGGGCAAGUGUAUGUCUACAUGUGCGUGAAAAUAUUAAAUAAAUCAUGGUUUUUUUUAAAAUAGUGACAGCAAUUAAAUGCUUUUUGCAACCUCAAGUCUAAAUAAGGUGGACGCCAUGAGUCCUUAUUUUACUCUUCAUUAUCCAUAAAUCAUGCAGAAGGUGUUGAAACUUAAAGAUUUUAACAUUUGAUGGAAUAUAAUGGCAUAUUUUUAAUUUGGCAGCAAAAUACCUCAAAGGUAAAACAGCUUGUCAUGUUUCUGUAAUAUGCAAAUGUCUUUAAAGCAAAUAGACCAGUUCCGAGAGUGGCCUAGGAAUACUGUUUCCUUUUCAUUGUCUUUCUUAAUCUCCUGAAGAUUAUUUCUCUGCAUUUAAUCUGACCCAUUCAUAAUUAACGACAACUACACACGGUAGGAGCAGCGUGCUGCCACGAAGUGGUGUGUGAGGAUCUGUUGACACGAAAGCCUUGUUCACAAAGCCACAGUAGUAACCUGUCAGCUGCAGGAUUUGAACCUGCAAUCCCCCCACUAGUCACAAGCUCACCUCUGCCCUUGAUGUGCAUCAGAAUGAAGAAAUUUCCCAUUCUCAACCACAUACAGUUUUAAAAGGUGAUGUGCUUUCGUCGUGCAUCUGAGGUUAUGGAUCAGAUCUCGUCCCUCUCAAACCACUCAUCCUUCAAAAUAAAUCUGAAUAAUAUGCUAGAGGUCACUCAACUCCCUUUCCCUUCCUUUUCAGGCUUUGUCACAAAGAGGUACAAAUUACCCUUUUAUCUCCAGAACGAAAGGUCCCAGACAGCAGCUCCGCUUUCCUUGACUCAUCCUUCGAUUAUCAGCAGCAUCUGUUCAGGUCCAAUCACACUGGAGCAGAAUUAAGAUAACAAGAGUGCUUAUUAAUAGCAGGUUUAUAUGCAAAGGCUCUUAUCAAAUGUCGUCAUCCAGAUGACACGUCUAGAUGCAGAUUCUUAUUCUGAUACUGUUAAAUGGAAUCCAGGGAUUUGGCUCAAGGGAAAGAAAUAGAAUCUCAGUUUGAAAAGUGAAGAAAAUAGGGCUGAGAGAACAAGCAGAGUGCUCUACCUGUUCGGCUGUGCCUGGGUUGGUGCAGAAUCGAGGCGUUGAAACAAAACCCGAUUGAAGUCUGAAUUUAUUAUCAUCAUUAGACAUGUUUUUGUACUGUUUUGUUAGCAUGUGAAUGAGAGAGCGGGAGAGAUGGCUGUGUGUGUGUGUGGCUGGGAACAGAAGAUUGCAUUCAUUAAUUUGCUCAUUUUUAUUCAGCAGAUGCUCCUUUGCCUUUUCUCACAAUGAGGCUCGCACAGGCCGCGAAUACAAAGCUUCAAUGCAGAAAAACCAUUUAAGCAGCUACUUUUGUGACAUUGAUUUUCCUUUCAGUCCAGCUUUCUGCUGUGGAUUUAAACUGCUCGCAAAUGAUUUUUGGGGUGUUUUUUUUUCUUCCUCUUCUUUUUUUUUUUUUUUAACAAUGAUUUACUGAAAUAUGACUUUGAUUUCUUUCCAUGGUUUCAUAAGAGGACACCCAAGUUAUCCAGGGAACAAUCGGGGUGUGCUCCUCCUUUCACACAGCCCUGCUCUCGGCACUUCAUUUCUUCUGUUUUCAUCCAUGCUAACAUAUGUCGCCAAAUGUGAGAAAUCCGGUCUGGUAACACAAAGGUUUGUGUACAUAGCAGCUCAAGAAAAGGAAGAGAGUGUGAGACUGUCAUUUUAUUAAGUUAUCAUUUUUUUUAUUUCAAAACUAAAAUUUUAAUGGUGUUCAAUAUUUUUGAAAUAUGCAAAUGUAUAAAAUAUCACUAGCCUGGGAGUUGUUUGUAAUGUCUCUUUUUCUAAUGGCAAGAUGAUGAUAUCUAUAUGUGUUUUGGUGUGUGUACCUUUUUUAGAUAACACUUUGUCAAAUGCUUGUAUUUAUCAAAACAGUUUGUUACACAUUUUGUAGUUAUAAAUAAUUUGCAAUACAAUUUUUGGCUUGAGAUGUUUUUUGUGUCUCUGUAU